Messenger RNA from Botrytis deweyae, 2250 nucleotides. RefSeq lists its product as uncharacterized. The coding region runs from base 1 to 2250 and encodes 749 amino acids. The transcript has 6 exons. The record is from RefSeq and is a predicted model, not a curated record. NCBI's taxonomy places the organism in Eukaryota, Fungi, Ascomycota, Leotiomycetes, Helotiales, Sclerotiniaceae.
AUGACAUCUGAUUGUUGGGUAUCUCAUAACCUGGUCCUAACCAAAGGAUGCGUCGGAUUAACAUCUCUUGUGAGGUGGACAUUGUUGUUAUUGUUCGUGGGAAUCAAUGAUGCUCAAGUCUUCCAUAACUCAUUAGUUGAUGUCGGUUUUCCUGGUAUAUCUACACUUUGUCUCAAUGCUUUGAACAGCUCUGUUGCUUGUAAUGAUAGCCUUCCGACAGCGAUUUGGACUCCUGGUGUAUAUCUCGACGUCGAUUCUUUGGCAUCGCUUUGCAUUCCAACAUGUAAGGAAUCCUUACAAGUUUACCAAUCAUCCACGAAAAAAGCUUGUACCUUCUCCGAUGUAUUUGUUUCAGGUGAGGAUAAUUUGGCAUACCCAGCAUCAACUUGGCCUGACCGGUACUUAUACUAUUAUGAGAUAUUAUGUCUGAGAGACGUUGCUUCUGCUCAAUUUUGCAGCUCAGUAUUCGACUCAUGGACCACACCAACUGCGGAAAAAGCAGAGCAAGAUUGCUCCGAUUGUGCACUUGGAAUCCAACAACUCGAGCUUGGUUCACCAUACGGGUACUUGUCUGAUGCAGCUGUCGAUUUCGCUUCUACCACAUCAUCUUGUGGCAAGACAGGAUAUCCUUACACAUCACCAACUGCUAUCGCCCUCAACAGCUCAUCGACCUCUUCUGUCACAGCCACGCCAACUCCUUGUGCUACCCCAUAUACCAUAAAGAAUGGAGAAGAUUGCAACUCAAUCGCGCGGACUCAAAAAGUAUCCACAUUUUGGCUGCUGUACGAGAAUAAUCUCCAGGCAUACUGCGCCAAUUUUCCAGCUCCUGGAAAAUCCGUAUGUAUACCAAAACAAUGUGAUGUAUACACAGUCGGUAAGAACGACACAUGUCGAAGCAUCAUUUCCACCGUCCCGGGAGACAUCACUUUGACACAACUCAGCUCCUGGAAUCCAAAUAUCAACAUAGCAUGUGGUAACCUAGGCCAGCUUUACGGCACAGAAAUAUGUAUAAGCCCCAGAGGAGGAUGGAAAUCAUCUACCAGUGACACUUCACCAAAUUCCAUGAUGACUGCCGCGCCUGUGCCAGCAACUAUCGCCAACGGUACAAACAUCUAUUGCGCAAAAUACUAUGUGAUACAAGCGGGAGAUAGUUGUGCCUCGGUGUCUAUUCAACAAAGUAUAUCUCUCAUAGACUUUUACUUUUUGAACCCUAAUAUCAACAGCAACUGCACAAACAUUAUAGCCGGCGAAAGUUACUGCGUAGAAGCGGUAGGCUCUAUAUCCACGUACACUUCGUCUCAAAAAGCCACAAUUACAGCAAAUCCUUGCCUCCAAGCAUCGCCGCCCUCGACUUGCCUCCUGCCGAUUGAUAUUACUCUCUACCCAAGUGCACCGUAUUGGAGCGAGGGGGCCUCCGUUGUUGGAAACAAAACGAUAAAAUGGCUGGACCCUGUAGCUUCGGACACAAUUCCCACCUGUUACGAGUAUCGGGAAUACUAUUCCUUGAACACGACCAAUACUACAUUUCUGAAACUUGAACGAGAUAUCAAUAAAUGUGACUGGGUAGCCGGCAUAGAAGAAAUCACACUGGCAAACUUCCUGUCAUGGAACCCAUCGUUGGCAGCACAGGAUCCUACAAAUUGUACUCUUUCGCCCGGGUAUCGUUAUUGUAUUCAAAGAUAUAAGCCUACUCCGACCAUCGUCCCAACAUCUACAAGCAUCAAUAAUCCAUUCAUCGCUGCUACCGCCACGGAUGCCCCACCUGGGACAGCUAAAAAUUGCGAUGCCUAUGGCUCCAUGUACGGAGGCGAUAUAGAAGACAUCACGUGCGAUAAUACUCUCAAAUUUUAUGCCAUCGAUCUGCCAAAGUUUUACGCUUUGAACCCAUGGGUAAACUCCGAUUGUUCUGGAUUCUAUUCAGGGUUGAAUUCUACCUCUUUUCGAUCCUUUUGCGUUGGUACUUCGAGUAGCGCCGCGAGUGCACCACCAGCACCUGCUCAAUCGGGCAUCGUUUCUACUUGCAGCGAGUUCUAUACCGUCCAGCCAGGUGAUACGUGCCCCAGUAUUGAGCUUCGAUAUGGGAUUUUGUUCGAGCAAUUCCUUGCCUGGAACCCAGCCGUGCUUCAAAACUGCACGCUCCUUAUAAUUGGGGAUUCUGUUUGUGUUUCUGCGCCUACUCCAGCUUCUAACAUACUCACAAGCACAAGUGCAAGCACGGCCACUCCCACUGAGGUUGUGUUCAUUGGUUAA